GUGAUGUUGAUCGCCUGGUGAGUCACCGUGUGAGUCAUGUUUAACCACACGCUCUCUGACUCGCCUUCCAAGGGUUAUUUUUAUAUAUUUUUUAAAAAGUCAGUUAAUUUUGGCGGAAGUUAUUGUGCUGUUUGAUUUUCCUUUGUUUUCUUUCUUUGUAAAAUGUUGCUUGUGAAAAAUUUCUUCUUUGGCUGCCUGACAUUUGCUUUGGUCAGGACGUACGAGGGCGAUGACGGGUUUGAUCUGAGUGACGCUUUGAAAGAUGAUCCAGCUAAAUCCUGGGAUGACAAUGAUGGUUUUGAUCUUAAUGAUGCUCUCAAAGAGGAUUUCACUAAACCCAAAAGUAAUGAUGAGUUUGAUCUGAGUGACGCUCUCAAUGAUGACCCUGUUAAGCCAGCAGCUGGUAGCAGUUUUGAUGAUUCAGAUCUUCAAGAUGUUGUAAACGGUGAUUAUAAACCCGAGAAGACCAAAGCUAAAGCUCAGGACCCUCCAACGGUGAUUGACAUCAUCAUUGACCUCGUGAUGGCCUUAAUAGGUGGAACGUCUGAACAAGUGAAGAGGUUGUGUUACAGCUUGCUAGAAAUGUUCACUGAACAGUACAUGAAUGUCCAGAACCAGUGAAAGGAUACUCAACGCACUUCAGCUUAACCUCCGUUCUGCCAAGCCGCCAUUUGGGAGGAAGUUAAAAUGGUCACUGUAAAGAGAAAGGAAGUUGAUGGUUGCUGUUCAACUUCAGACCUACCGGACACUGCUUCAGGUUUCUUUGCUUGGACACCCAUUGGGGUUCUGACUUCUUUCAAACCUUUGCUAUUUCGUCGGAUUGGAAUGUGUUCACAGGCCUGGCUUGAUGACACGGGUUUUUUUUUGCUCUUGUUUCGAAAAUCUUCAUCUUCAUUUUCAACUGGCAUUUUUCAUAAAACAAACUAUAGAACAGUUGGCGGGUUCAUGCUACCAAACAUCAGUUCAGAACGUGGUGCGAUCACGGUCUUCCAGUUAUCAUAUUUAUACACGCUUGGAGAUUUUUAGAGGAUUACCAGUACUUAAUUACACAAUUUUAUAAAAUUUG
Molecule: messenger RNA, 1066 nt
Organism: Hemiscyllium ocellatum (epaulette shark)
Lineage: Eukaryota; Metazoa; Chordata; Chondrichthyes; Orectolobiformes; Hemiscylliidae
Product: CD99 antigen-like protein 2
Exons: 8
Coding region: 163-621 (152 amino acids)
Source: RefSeq, a predicted model, not a curated record